Molecule: messenger RNA, 1207 nt
Organism: Perca fluviatilis (European perch)
Lineage: Eukaryota; Metazoa; Chordata; Actinopteri; Perciformes; Percidae
Gene: lrrc18a
Product: leucine rich repeat containing 18a
Exons: 4
Coding region: 362-1204 (280 amino acids)
Molecular function (GO): protein binding
Source: RefSeq, a predicted model, not a curated record
CAAUAAAAAACAAACCAACAAAUACCUUGAAUUAGCAUCAGAGGCUAAUCACUGAGCAAUGCCUACCAACACAAAGUCGUUCUGCUUGCUCUGUUGCCUAGCAACCCAUGUUGAAAUGUAACACAGCCAGAGUUCUGAAGCAGCAGAGUGGAGUAACAUGGCAAUAAAGUCCUGGCGCCAAGCACCCAGUUGCUAAGUAACGGUAUUAAACAAGAGGAGCCUUGACUUUAGGGUGAGAGGCGUCGGGUUGAAUGGCCGGUUCACAGGAGCUAAAGCUGUUGUUGGUGUGUUUCUAAAACUGAAGACAAUCUCAUUACUCGAUUAACGAAAACUCAGAAAAAAAGAAGAUAUAAUAUGUACCAUGCCCAAAGGGAAGGGAGCCAAAGGGACAAAGCUGACCCUCAAGAUAGCCAAAAAGGCAAUACGGAUGACCCCAGAUGGACGGCGCAGACUCACCCUUAGCAACAUGGGUAUAACCAUUUUCCCAAAGUGUCUCCUAAAACUCACCAACCUGGACGAGUUGGACCUCAGCCGAAACCUGAUACAGAAACUCCCAAAUAACAUUGGGAACUUCUCGUCACUGAGAUGGCUGGAUCUACACAGCAACAAGCUGGAGUCUGUGCCCGAGUCCAUCGGCAACCUGGUGGGACUGACCCACCUCAACCUCUCAAACAACCGCCUAAUCUCUGCAGGUUUACCCUCCACAUUGGGCUUGCUCAGCAGUCUGAAGACUCUCUAUCUGGGGAUGAACCAGCUGGACACCCUGCCUCCCGCUAUGAUGGCUCUAGAUAGUCUCCAAGAGUUAGGUCUGUUUGAUAACCUCUUCAUCAAUCCACCAGAGUUUGUGAAAGUCCUAUGCAACCUCACGAAGGUGAACAUGAAACGGAAUCCUCUAUCGUAUGUUCAGGGGGGUGGUGAGGGGAGGCAGAAGGAAAAAUCUGAACCAGAGGAAAAUGUGUACUUGGUCCAUGAGAGCAGCCUGUGUAGGACAUGCCUUAAGAGGUGUAAAGAGCAAAGGACAGGGGUUCCUAAAGGAGGAAGAGGAGGAGGAGGAGAUGGUGGUGGUGGUGACGCAUUUGAAGAGAAAAGGAUAAGGACUUACGAAGGACUGAUAGUGCCAAACUCAGUGGCUACAAUCAAUCAAGAUGUGUGGAGAAUAAGAAAGAUGGAGCACACAAAUAACCAAACAGCAUCGCAAAAGUAAUCU